AUGGAGUCUCUCAUCGACCCUAGCCAUGGCGAUUCUCACUCUUCAUCUCUCGACAGUCUAAAACCUAGCGUCCUAGUAAUCAUCCUCAUCCUCCUCAUGACUCUCCUCAUCUCCGUCUCCAUCUGCUUCCUCCUCCGUUGCCUUAACCGCUGUAGCCACCACUCUCCUCUCUCUCCCUCUUACACUUCCUCCUCCUCCGAGUCACUCAGAUUCUCCACUCGACGAGUCUCUCCCGAGACGGAACGUUCCUCGGUGCUAGACUCGCUCCCGGUUUUCAAAUUCUCCUCCGUCACUCGCCGAUCUACCGCAUCUAACUCCAGCGACUGCGCCGUUUGUUUGUCGAAAUUCGAACCUGACGAUCAGCUUCGUCUUCUUCCUUUGUGUUGCCACGCGUUCCACGCGGAUUGUAUCGAUAUUUGGCUUAAGGCGAACCAAACGUGUCCUCUCUGUCGCUCUCCUCUGUUCGCGUCAGAGUCUGAUCUCAUGAAGGCUCUUAACACCUCCGCCUCUCUUGUAAACAACAACGGCGGUGGAGGAGGAGAUAACAGCUUCCGUCUCGAAAUUGGAUCCAUCAGCCGUCGCAACAAUCCGACUCCAGAAUCCGGCGACCAGCACCGGUCUUACUCGAUCGGAUCGUUUGAUUACGUUGUGGACGACGUGGAUUCAGAAAUAUCAGAGUCGAACAUUAGUCAGAGAAACGCGCCGCGAAAACAUGGAGACGCGACUGCGGUUGCGGUUACGACGUCGAAUUCUAAUGCAGCGUUUGAAGCGAGUUUGGCGGGGGAGAUAGGGGGUGGUAACGAAGGUUCAAGAAGCUGGCUUAAGGAUUACGUGGACAGGCUCUCGCGUGGUGUUUCGUCUCGUGCGAUGUCGUUUAGGAGCUCUGGGAGGUUUUUCACAGGGAGUAGUAGGAGGAGUGAGGAGAUGGUGGUUGACUUGGAAGCGAAUCAUGCUGGAGAGGAGAUUAGCGAGCUUUUCCGGUGGCUUUCAGGUGUGUGA
Molecule: messenger RNA, 999 nt
Organism: Eruca vesicaria subsp. sativa (arugula)
Lineage: Eukaryota; Viridiplantae; Streptophyta; Magnoliopsida; Brassicales; Brassicaceae
Source: the annotation of a GenBank genome assembly